Molecule: messenger RNA, 2788 nt
Organism: Durio zibethinus
Lineage: Eukaryota; Viridiplantae; Streptophyta; Magnoliopsida; Malvales; Malvaceae
Product: aspartate carbamoyltransferase 1, chloroplastic
Biological process (GO): 'de novo' pyrimidine nucleobase biosynthetic process; amino acid metabolic process
Molecular function (GO): amino acid binding; aspartate carbamoyltransferase activity
Source: RefSeq, a predicted model, not a curated record
GCUGCUGGCUCAUCGUCAUCUUUCUCACCAUGACUAGGGAAAGUCAUGAACCCGCGACCGACUGGGUGUAGGUGUAGGCCAUGAAUAUGUAGACGGGAACAACAUCCACCAAGAGCUCGAGGAUGCAGUAUUGUAGGAACCAGUGUGUUGACCUUACCUCUGACGUUAACAACUGUGGUUUAUGUGGGAUUAGAUGCCCAUUUAACUGGCGAUGCUGCCGGGAUUAUGUAUCACUAAAGAUAUCAGUUCCUUGUGGUAGAUGUGGAAAUAGAUGCCCUUAGGGGCAGGAGCGUGUGCUUCAAUGGCAUGUGUGGAUAUGCACAACCUUUACCACCAUGGCCAUUUCCAUUGCCUCAUCAUCCCCCUUACUCUCAGUCACCACCAUUACGUCGCCCCCCUACGAUGCCUGGACACCCGACUUAGCCGCCAGGGAGUGAUCAGUCGUCAGUCACCUCUAGAAGUUGGAAGUUGUUAGUCUCUUGUUUCUUCUUUGUUCCUAGAUGUUUCUCGUCUUGUCUUUACUAUGAAUUUCACAUCAGUUGAAUACUAAAAUUGGUCACCAAUUUCAUCUUGCGAGGCGUUGAUGUGGACCGUAAUAUUUCUCAUGUUGUAGUGUUUUUGUUUUGUAUCCCUAAAAUUAGUCAGUGCCACUGAAAAGAAUAUAUCAUACGAUAGGAAUAGGAUGCUUCACAAAAGUUAAAAGAGCAAAAGGAAUCUACAAGAAAUGCUAACGUUUGAUUGCUGGAAAUUGUGAAUUUCAAUUCCGAGAAAGGUUAAACGUAUACGAUUGAACUUGCCUUUCAUUGCAAACUCUUCAUCUACACCCGGACACAGAUAACAAAAUCCAAUAAAAAUCUUUCAAUAUGAAAACAAAAAAGAAAAAAAAAGAGUUUAUUUACAUAUUUUCCGCCAAAAAUCUUGAAAAUGAAUUUUAAGACAAGCACAAAACCUUCGGGAAUUUUUUCACUCUUCCCAAAGAUUCCCCACUUCUCGUUCACUUUCUAUAUAAUAUAUUCAAAGGGCAAAAGAAACCCUAUCUUUCUCUGCUUUUCACUUCUUUUUCCCAGCACCCAAACACCACUUUCUUUCUCUUUCCUGGAAAAUUCCCGGGUAUAUUUUCUCGGUCUUGUUUCUUUCUUUCUAAUCGGUUUUGUGAUUUGUACUCGUUUUAUGUUAUUGGAUACUUUUUGUUUGUUUGGUUGAUGAGAAAAAGUGGGAAAUAAUGGAAAUUUUGAAGUGGAUAUUGUACUGAGAGGACUUUGAAGCUACUUUUUUUUAAUUCAAUUAGAAUGGCUUCUUCGCCAUCAUUUUCUAUGUGCACACUGAACAGGGACUCGUUUGCCAUAAAAGCAAUAAAUUUCAAUAAAGUGUUCAAGUGUAAUGUUUCAAAUCUCCUGAAUAAACUGCCUGUUCAGGCUAAAUUAUCUGCUGACUUUAUCUAUUCAAGAUUGUUAAUCAGUGGGAAAUCACCGAAAUGGGAACAAAGCCAAAGGCUUUCAAGGAAUGGGAUGCAGUGCUGUGCGUUGGAAAUUGAGGAUGUACCUACAUUUACAAGGGGAAAAAAGUUUCAACUCGAUGAUGUGAUUGAAGCUCAACAAUUUGAUCGAGAUACUCUAAGUGCUAUAUUUGAAGUUGCACGUGAGAUGGAGAAUAUUGAAAAGAAAUCGCCUGGAAGUCAAAUUCUCAAAGGUUAUCUUAUGGCCACCCUUUUUUAUGAGCCUUCAACUAGAACUAGACUUUCAUUUGAGUCUGCCAUGAAGCGGCUUGGUGGUGAAGUUCUGACAACAGAAAAUGCACGAGAAUUUUCGUCUGCAGCAAAAGGAGAGACACUUGAAGAUACCAUAAGAACCGUUGAGGGGUACACUGAUAUAAUUGUGAUGCGACACUUUGAAAGCGGAGCUGCUAAAAGAGCAGCAGCUACAGCGGGCAUUCCUAUUAUUAAUGCUGGUGAUGGUCCUGGACAACAUCCAACCCAGGCCCUUUUAGAUGUCUAUACCGUAGAAAGAGAGAUAGGAAAACUGGAUGGCAUAAGAGUUGGGCUUGUGGGAGAUCUUGCCAACGGGAGAACAGUUCGUUCUCUUGCCUACUUGCUUGCAAAGUACCAAGAUGUGAAGAUCUACUUUGUCUCCCCUGAUGUUGUUAAAAUGAAGGAUGACAUUAAAGAUUAUUUGACAUCAAGGGGUGUGGAGUGGGAAGAAAGUGCUGAUUUAAUGGAAGUGGCCUCUAAGUGUGAUGUUGUGUAUCAAACCCGAAUUCAGCGAGAACGGUUUGGAGAGAGAAUUGAUCUUUACGAAGAAGCUCGAGGUAAAUACAUAGUGGACAAGGAUGUGUUAAAGGUGAUGCAGAAGCAUGCUGUGGUCAUGCAUCCUCUCCCAAGGCUUGAUGAGAUCACUGUGGAUGUUGAUGCGGAUCCAAGGGCUGCCUAUUUUAGACAAGCAAAGAAUGGUCUUUACAUCCGGAUGGCUCUUUUAAAACUAUUGCUUGUUGGGUGGUGAGGAAAGCGUUCUUUUUCCUUUCCAGAUUUUGACAUCUAUCAUCUCAGCUUGCAUGGGUCAUUUAUGUUUAUCGAUGAACAACAUUCUACAAGUGAAAGAAAAAGUUUGUUAGUUUCCCAUGUUGAGAUCAUAAAAUGGUCGGCUUUGUUUUGCCAGAGUUUUGGUGUUUUGUUAGUAAAUUAGCGUUAACAGAUAUUAAGAUCAUCAAUGGUGGAAUAAUGGUUUUUUGGGGUUGUGUCCUCAAAAGUCAAAGUAAUCUAAUAAUGAAAUUUUAGUCCUCAAAUUUCUGUUUU